GGGGAGUGAAACCAAUAGCCUGAUUGUUUGCCUUCUCCUGCAGCAGUCCCCGUGCCUCUGCCUGGCCUGAAAACUUACAGGAAGUGCUCAAUAAAUACCAUUGAUUGAUUGAUGAUUGAGAGGCUCCCGGGCAGCUGAAACCAAAAGACUGUAAGAUUAUUGAGACAGAAACAUGUCCAAAAACUCCGUUGUAUCAAACUCUCCCAAGCACUUAAUAUAGUGCUCUGCUCACUCUGUGACUGGUGAAGUGGCCGGCCAGACGGAAAGAUGAAAUAUCACCACCUGCUCCUCCUGAGUUACUUGCUGCUUUCCAGCUCCUCUGGGGUUUACGCUGAUUCCCAGGACUCCUACAGUGAAGAUGGCUGUGGGCUCCUGGAUGCCCUGCCCUACAUGGUGGCGGGGGGAGGGCUCUUGGCCUUGGCCGCCCCGGCUGGACUGACAGCAUUGGGCUUCACAAGCUUGGGCAUUACUGCCAAGUCCUUGGCCGCCAGUCUGAUGAGCUGGUCUGCGGUGGCGAACGGUGGGGGUGUGGCAUCGGGAGGGCUGGUCGCCACCCUCCAGAGCCUCGGAACCCAACUGAGCACCACCACCUUGACCUCCGUUGGAGCAAAGCUGGGCUAUUCCUACCACCAGAACUACGUUUGUGGCCAGAAAAAGAAAAAGAAAUAGUAUGUACCCAGUCGCUCACCACUGUCCAGGCCCCCCAGAGUCACGAGGAGCAGGCGGACUCAGUAGUGAGGAAGGGAUGGACAGUCGGGGAGCACGUCUGGGCUCAUGCCUGGACUGUGAGGGAAGCAGGAGUGGAGCUUCUGCUCCCCCGAAACUCAUUCCAGCACCCAACUGAGCAUGACUAUUCAAUAAACAUGACAACCUUCUGAA
Messenger RNA from Ornithorhynchus anatinus (platypus), 879 nucleotides. It is a transcript of the gene IFI6, whose product is annotated as interferon alpha inducible protein 6. The coding region runs from base 268 to 669 and encodes 133 amino acids. Gene Ontology annotation, cellular component: mitochondrion; membrane. The transcript is spliced from 7 exons. Gene Ontology annotation, biological process: apoptotic signaling pathway. The record is from RefSeq and is a predicted model, not a curated record. NCBI's taxonomy places the organism in Eukaryota, Metazoa, Chordata, Mammalia, Monotremata, Ornithorhynchidae.